Molecule: messenger RNA, 1432 nt
Organism: Oryzias melastigma (Indian medaka)
Lineage: Eukaryota; Metazoa; Chordata; Actinopteri; Beloniformes; Adrianichthyidae
Product: olfactory receptor 1-like
Exons: 1
Coding region: 13-981 (322 amino acids)
Biological process (GO): G protein-coupled receptor signaling pathway
Cellular component (GO): membrane
Molecular function (GO): olfactory receptor activity; G protein-coupled receptor activity
Source: RefSeq, a predicted model, not a curated record
CUUCAUAUUAGAAUGGAGUUUUUUAAUUCCGCCUUUGGGAAAAACAUUACUUUUGUGCGUCCUGCAUUUUUCAAAAUCAGUGGGUUUAUUGGCAUACCUGAUAUGAAUUAUUACUAUGUCUUUCUCCUUUUUGUCUUCCUGGCUUCAGUGCUGGGAAACACAGCUGUAAUGACAGUAAUUUGCUUGGAUCACAAUCUGAGGACGGCUAAAUAUGUGGCAGUUUUUAAUCUUGCCUUUGUGGAUUUGUUAGGGAACACAGUUCUUGUCCCGAAAGUCAUUGACAUCUUUUUGUUUAACCACUACUAUAUUUCCUACAAUGAUUGUAUUACACACAUGUUUUUCUGUUUCAUCUGCCUUGGAAUGCAGAGUCUUAACCUGGUUGCUCUCUGCUAUGAUCGCCUUAUUGCCAUCAUGUAUCCCCUGCAUUAUCAAGUCAGGGUGACACCCAAGAAAAUGCUUUCUUUAAUUGGUUCUUUUUGGUUGUUUGUGGUUUUUUGUUUUUUAAUUUUAGUAGGUCUUAUGACAAGAAUUUCUUUCUGUGAAUCUGUGGUUAUUAAUAGCUUCUAUUGUGACCAUGGCCCCAUGCACCGACUAGCAUGUAAUGAUGCAACUCCAAAUUUAGUAUAUGGAAAUCUAUUAAUAGCUCUGCUUCUGUGGGUUCCUCUACUAAUAAUUAUGUGUAGUUAUAUUUGCAUAGGCCGUACUCUGGCUAAGAUUUCCACAGCUAAAGAAAGAGUCAAAGCCUUUAAAACGUGCACAUCUCAUCUUUCAUUGGUGGCAAUUUAUUUCAUACCAAUUUUAAUCGUGUACAAUAUGAGAGCAAACAUACAUCCAAAUGCAAGAAUCAUAAACUUAUCUCUGACCGCCAUCUUUCCUCCCAUGUUAAACCCAAUAGUUUAUGUCCUGCAGACCCAAGAAAUAAGAACUUCUUUAAGAAAGAUUUUGAAAUGUAAAAAACAAUCCCAAAUUGCAUUGAAAUAAGUCUAAUUGUGUGUAAAGUCACUUUUGCUAAUGUCAUCUCCUGUAACUUAGCACAUUAUCCAAACUUUCUUUGUAAGAAUUUUGUGUGUCCAUUGGUUUGACUGUAUGUUUUAGAGACGGACAUUUUAACCUCUUUUGUCACGCUUUAUUGGGUUUGUAUAACCGUCAACACAUGUGCCCAUCCUCUUGUGAGCCACCGUUUGUCAGGAAACAUUGGAAAACUACUAGGUGCUGAAGUUCAGUUGUUAAUGCUGCUAAGUUCUACUGAUAACACUUUUCCACUUUUGCAACAAAUGUUUCCUUUCCAAAAUGUUUCACAGCAGUUAUUACAAAAGAAAACUGUACAUGUGAUUAUUUAAGUUCAUAUGUAACAAACAUGUUGAACAGAAAAUGUACUUUAGUGGAAAAUGACAAAAUGGUAAAAGUUGAACAAAAAUUAAAAUAAAAAAAA